This is a messenger RNA of Drosophila albomicans, 2093 nucleotides long. Its product is annotated as homeobox protein invected. Lineage: Eukaryota; Metazoa; Arthropoda; Insecta; Diptera; Drosophilidae. The record is from RefSeq and is a predicted model, not a curated record. The transcript is spliced from 2 exons. The coding region runs from base 442 to 2034 and encodes 530 amino acids. Gene Ontology annotation, biological process: neuron differentiation; regulation of transcription by RNA polymerase II. Gene Ontology annotation, molecular function: RNA polymerase II cis-regulatory region sequence-specific DNA binding; DNA-binding transcription factor activity, RNA polymerase II-specific. Gene Ontology annotation, cellular component: nucleus.
UGCAAGUUCGCGGGAGCUUCAGUUGGUUCAGCUGACUGGCAGAGCGCACGUAGCGGAAACCCGGGCGAGACACUUUUUAUUGUUUUUCUCCACAACCGUCGUCGAGCGCUUUUUAAUAGUUUUUAUUAUCUACUAUAUCUAUACACCGCUUUUCGCCGCUCGCCUAUAUAGAAAACUUGAAAGCAGCGAACGCCACCUAGCGGCGAGCAGCCAGCAACUGUGCGUGUGUGCUUGCCUGCGUACGUGUGUGUGUGUGCGUGCGUGCGUGUGUGUGUGCGUGUUCAAUUUGUGUGUGAAAAUGCCGACGGCUUUGCAAGCGGGCAAAUCAGACUGCAGCCAGGGCUAGCGAGCUAAAUUGAUCCCCGUCCCCUUGACCCCCUCACUCUAACCACCCUACCAGCGUGCCCUAGAACAAAACUGCAUACAGUGGCUGCUGCACUUAUGUCCACGCUGGCCAGCAGUCGCCAUCCGACGCUGAAUCUGACCCUCAAGCGCAGCCUCAGCAGCAGCAGCAGCAGCAACAACAAUAACAGCAACGAACUCCAGCCGCAGUUGGAGUCGCCUGCCACAGCCACAGCGGAUGCAAUGCAUCCGGAUUGCCUGCCCCUGCCCCUGCCCCUCCCGCUGCACGGCAGCCGCAGUCCACAGCUGCGGCCGCCCGACGAUGGCGACAUGGAGGACGCCAGUUCUGCCUGCGAUGAGCAUAUGGUCAACAUCCUGGAUGAUCCGCCGGAUGAGGACGACGGCGAUGCGGAGGAGGAGCUCGAUGAUGCCGCCAGUUGUUGCAGCGAGAACAGCGUCCUGAGCGUCGGCCAGGAGCAAUCACAUGUGGCUGCCGCUCAAGCGCGACAACGGCUGCUCAUGAGUCAGCUCUAUCGACCGUCGGCAUUCAGCAGCGUGACCACGCCCCAUUCGCCCAGCGAGGCAGAGGAGGCAGCUGGUCAGAUGGCGGCUCCAGCUGCAAGUUUUCAGGAGGAAUUCCUCCGUAAAUCUCAACUCUAUGCCGAGGAGCUGAUGAAGCAGCAAAUGCAGCUGAUGGCAGCGGCUCGAGUGAAUGCUUUAACUGCUGCCGUGAUGCCAUUGGGUGGCUUAAGGGGUCCCAAGGUGUCACAGCAACUGCAGAUGGCGGCAGCAGCAGCGGCAGCGGCAGCCAUGCGACCCACAACGGGGCAGGAUGCGUUGGCGCAGCUGACGGCAACGGCGCUGGGCAUUGGAAGUGCGACGCAUCCGCAUCAGCUGUUGAUGCAGCAACAGUUGCAGCCGCUUUCGUACCAGCAGCAACAGCAGCAGCAACAACAGCAACAGUUGCAGCAACAACACUACAACAACAACAACAUACAGCAUCACAACAACAACAAUGUGCGCGAAGUCAAAUUCAGCAUCGACAACAUACUCAAAGCGGACUUUGGCUCCCGCCUGCAACAGCGUUUGGCUGCUGUUCCAGGAGCAGCUGCAGCGGCUGCAACUGUUGCAGCUGCAACGCCAGCAGCAGCCUUGAGCCUGAAGGCGCCUCGGAAGUCAGCGAAACCGCUGAAUUUGGCGCCCGUUCAGCUGCAAUCGCAGCCGAGUCUGAGCUUCUCCAGCAGCCUGGCGAACAUCUGCAGCAACAGCAACGAUUCGAAUAGCACAGCAACCAGCAGCAGCACAGCGAACAAUGCGCCAGCCAUUGAUCUGGUCAAGUCGCCCAAUGCCACAUCGCCAGCACCCGCCAAGAGUGUCGAGGAGGCAGCCACAGCUGCAGCGGGGGCAGGAGCAACAGCCGCAGGAUCAACGACAACAACGGGAAACAGUUCCACGCCCAUCGUGUGGCCAGCGUGGGUUUAUUGCACUCGCUACAGCGAUCGUCCCAGUUCAGGUAAUUGGCGUUUAUUUAUUUAUUUAUUUAAUUGUUUGCUUGCUGCCGAUGUUGAUGUCGAUGUCGAUGUUGAUGUUGUCGCUGAGCCUUCAACUUCAAUUAAUUGUACAACUUGCAGUCAGACAAUUUAUGUGCACAACAACUUCGAUACCAAUUCCAAUUCCAAUUCCUAUUCGUAAGUAUCUGUAUCUGUGUAUCUGUAUAGUGAGCUAUGUAUCUGAGCUGAGCUGAGCUGCGU